This is a messenger RNA of Blepharisma stoltei, 1788 nucleotides long. The record is from the annotation of a GenBank genome assembly. NCBI's taxonomy places the organism in Eukaryota, Ciliophora, Heterotrichea, Heterotrichida, Blepharismidae.
AUGAUUAAAAAAUCUUUUAAAUAUGUUGCCAUAAUUCGAGAAAUGGUCGAUCAUGACAAUCUUGAAGAAAGCUCUGCUAUCAUUGUGACAGCUAUUCUAUAAUAAUAAAAUGGCAUCGUUGGAUUAGUUCUCUCCAGACUAUUCCAUCCUCAUCGAAUUUAUUAUAUGGUGCUUGGCUUUCUCAGUGAAUCUUUAUCCAGCUAGUUCAGCGCAUAGCUGAGAUUCCGACCCUCGAAUUUUAGUGGGGAAUUAAAUUUAUUUCGCCUUCUACUCUCAAGGAGGGAGAACUUUAGGCCAAAGACACGCAGGAGGUAGGUAAUGACAAGAGGAGCUUCUCGUGAAGAUUAUCUGUUAAAAACGGAUUAGUAUUUCGAUAGAAUAUUUCGAAUGGCGUAAUGAGACGCGGAAAUGGCCCGUGAUUUAAUCAGUUUAUCAUUAAAAUGUUGGCAUAGGCAUGACUUAAACACCUUAUUGUAGAAAAAAAAGCACGUAAAAUCUAAGUUAACAAGUAAGAGACAGCUAUUGCAUUAUUAAUAGCAUCAAUCGUUGUUUUCUAUCAAAUUCAUAUUUUCAGAGUAAAUCUCAAGUAUAAACAAGCCCAAAUUCGCUGCAUAGCAAUUUUUAUGAGCCCUGUUGUGAUUGGCUGAGCAUCAUGGGCUUGCUUCUUUUCAGGUGAAGAAAUAAGAUUUAUCCAAGUAUUAAUUCAAUUGGUCAAAGGAGCUGCGUUGUUUCUCUUUAUGCAAUAUGUGGAGACGCUACUUGGAUGGACAGAUUCAGACGGAGUAAAUAGUUUUUCUAGUGAUAUCUUAGAAAAAGUUUUAAUGAACCAACAUCAAGCAAAAUGUUGCUUUGGCUGUAUAAAACCUUAUCCUUUGGCAACUCAAAACCAAGUUAAAAAGUAUAUGCGAAAAAUGAAAAUCGGAGUUUUUCAAUUCAUUGCAGUAAUGAUAGUGACAGCUUUAAUAGCAAUAAUUAUCAUUGGAAGCAACUAUGAUGAUUAUAUAGAAGGAGACGUUUACGAUACAUCUUCGUGACUGUGGAUGUCCCUUUGUAGGUCAAUUAGCUCAAUGUUUGCCCUUAUUCUCUCGCUUAAAAGGGUUUUUUUUAAAAAUAAUUUUAUAAAAUUUUUCAAAACUACAAAAAAUAAAAUUCAGUGUGGUAAUUAAAUAUCGCAUCUUGGCAAGGACAUGGCCUCCGGCUAUGAAGCCUCAAGCACAUAUUUAAUUAUACCCAUCAAAGUUUUGCCAGCCCAGAUAUGGGUAGCAACGCUAGGUAAAGAACUCCAGUAGCGUUCGAAGCCUAGCCCAAGUCGUUUUUCAGGAUCGGAUUUUUUUUCUUCUUUAUAAAAUUUUUCUACUAAUAAAUAUAUUUUUCCAAAUUUAAAAUUAAAUACCCAAAAAAUUGAAUUUUACCAAUAUUUUGUUUUAAUUUUAAGGGCGUAAAGUUAUUUAUUUAUUUAAUUUCGCUUUCUUUGUAGAAAAGGUACCAGAAAUGAGAGAUUUUAAGAUCAAAUUAAAAUUCUUUAUUGUGAAAUUGACAUUGAUAAUCACGGAAUUUCAACCUCUUAUUGUAGGACUUUUUGCAAGAUUAAACUUAAUCGCUAGCACUGGGAAAUACUCUGUAUCCGAAAUUACUGAUUAUACAAAUGCAAUGCUGAUGUGCUCAGAAAUGAUUGUAGUAAGCUUUCUGCAACUGCUGGUAUACCCAUUAACAGACUAUGAUGGUUUGCCUUCACAUAAAAGAGCUUGGAAAUCUAAUAGUAUUCAUAAUGGAGACAUUGAAGUUUAA